ACAGGCGGACUCCUCCACUUCCUGUUUUGUUUCUCUCCCUGUUUGUUCGGGUCGGGGAGACAUGGAACAAUUUGCGAGGCCAGGAGACAACCACAGCCUGCCCGCGAAGAAACACGAUCUCUCUGAACGUCGGCGGAGCGUAUAAACCCGACCCAAGAAGCGGACAGCGGCAACGACCCUCACUCCGGCGCCUCCGGUGUCCGUUGACAUGGCUCUCAGCUCGGGCGGCUGGGCUCCUCCAGCCCCGGUCGCUGCCUCGACCCAGCAGGCUGCUGCGGCAUGCGGCGGGCCCGCGACGACCGCUUGCUGCAGCACGGUCUUAAUGUCAGUCCGUGUUGCCGUGUGCCACUCCGGCAUCCGACCCUUGUGCCUCCCCGGAGCGGGUAGCGAGGCUCUGCGUCUCCAGCUCAGCAUGGACCCGAGCCGGGCCGGAGAGUUCCGACUGGCGCUUAGAGACACAAGCGGAAACCGCAGUGUGUUCAUCGCGGAGUUCGACCUGCGCUCGGUGCAGUACGAGGUCAAGUCCUCUCGCUGCCAUGAGAUGCGUCUCGCUGCUCCCCCGUACGACUGCAUCCGCUUCAACUUCCGCUGCGACCGAGAGGCAGAGGAGUGGGCCACCGUGGUGAUGUCAUCACUGAGAGAAGCACAUAGAGUGGCGAAUAUCAACACGUAUGAAUCAGAUGGCAAACACGACAACACAGCGGCGGCGAUGGAGCAGUGGAGCGCCGCCUCGCUGCCUCUCAGCGAGGAGCUAUGCUUGGAGCUCGCCAGGGCCAUCGAAGCAGGCGACACUCAAGCUGCUUCCCAGCACGCGUCCGCGCUGGCCCGACAGAAAGCCGUGCUGACGAUACGGCUGUCGGAAAAAAACUACGCAGACGGAGAAAUCAGCCUGUCGGUGGUGGUGGAGGACGCGUCGUCGUCUUGUUGCGUCACGGUGAAAGUGUUUCCCUACAUGACCGUGGCCGCCCUCAAGCAACAGGUGUUUCUCGAGUACGGCUUCCACCCCCGCGUGCAGCGCUGGGUGAUCGGUCAGUGUUUGUGCACCGAGCCGAGGUCACUCGCCUCCUACGGAGUGCAGAAGGACGGCGACACAGCGUACGUGUACCUGAUCUCGGCCCGGCAGGCCCGCAUCACCCGCCAGCUGUUCCAGCAAGACCUGGAGAGCGCCCUCCUCGCCCCGCCUCUGCCCACGGGCAACGGCCCCACGUCCCAAGACUGGAGGGGUUACAACACCCUGCCGUCAAGGCUCCCCCACAACAACCAGGCAGGUACAGGUGGAGGCAGCGACCGACCAGGUGAAAGCAAAGAUAUCCUCGACAUCGAGAAUCUGCAGCUGAACGAUCAUGCCAACAAAGCCAGUAAAACACAGCAGACGGUGUGGGCUUGCCCCUCGUGCACUUUCCUCAACAAGCCGUCUCGUCCCGGCUGCGAGAUCUGCGCCACAGCCAGACCCGACGCACAGAGCUCCAUCCAGCAGGAGAAAGGGAGGCGAGAGGAUCGGGGGGAGUCCGGCCUGAGCAGCAGCAGCUGACUGCCCACGGUCACCGUCUGGGUUUUCAUUUCUCACUCACUUACACACAACACACAACCCACAGAGCGAGGAGGCGAUUUCCGCUACAUACACGUCGACGCAGUGCUCCCGUGAAGACUGUCGAGUGCACUGAGAGUCCCGCGGCGGCUGGCUGGCCGCUGAGGACUGGAGCGUUCGAAGCGCCGCGGCACGACAGGGCCGGGGGGCUCGGGCGACGGGACUGCUGGCGGAGAGCUUCGACGGUUCACAUGGACACGACCAUGACAUACAUCCACAUCUGGCUAGAACCUCUUUGCUAUUUAUUUUUCCGGGGUGUGAGUGUGUGCGGCGCAAGCAACGCAGACGGCCUGAUAUUUAUUUUAGGGGAGAGAGUGAAGCUAUCUCUUUGCAUUCGGUUGCAUUGGACGUCAGACUCUCUGUGUCAGCCCAACUGUGAAGUGAGAAGAAAGGUGAAGCCUUGUGCAAUACCCUGUUCUGUUUGUUCGUUCGUUUGUUUGUUUGUUCGUUUGUAGUGUGUCAUCUGUCGGUGCCAAAAAUAAAAUCGGAAUCGUUUAAAGAAAAAAAAAGACGGGGAAAAAAGAUCGGAAGAAGCAAUGGAUGAGGUGAGGAGAAAUGUGCCGUUUACAGGGUUGUCAAGUGCUUUUAUUUUUUUAUAACAUUGUAUUAAGUGUUUUAUUUUUACCAAGAAACAUUGAGUAAUUGAUGUACAUUUUAGCAACUAACUUUACUCGAUUCCCUCUCAGCUGUGACAGCAAAGGAAUGAUUCGUUUUCAGUACGCGAUACUGCUGAAAGUCCACAAUUCGCUGAAUGAAAUAAAAUGGAAUUGAGCCGU
Messenger RNA from Mugil cephalus (flathead mullet), 2364 nucleotides. Its product is annotated as ranBP-type and C3HC4-type zinc finger-containing protein 1-like. The record is from RefSeq and is a predicted model, not a curated record. Lineage: Eukaryota; Metazoa; Chordata; Actinopteri; Mugiliformes; Mugilidae. The transcript is spliced from 9 exons. Gene Ontology annotation, cellular component: LUBAC complex. Gene Ontology annotation, molecular function: ubiquitin binding; ubiquitin-protein transferase activity. Bases 209 to 1531 code for a protein of 440 amino acids. Gene Ontology annotation, biological process: positive regulation of canonical NF-kappaB signal transduction; proteasome-mediated ubiquitin-dependent protein catabolic process; protein linear polyubiquitination.